AUGAUCACGGCGCUGGACCUGUACCACGUGCUGACGGCGGUGGUGCCGCUGUACGUAGCCAUGACGCUAGCCUACGGCUCCGUCCGCUGGUGGCGGAUCUUCACCCCCGACCAGUGCUCGGGGAUCAACCGCUUCGUGGCGCUCUUCGCCGUCCCGCUCCUCUCCUUCCACUUCAUCUCCACCAACAACCCCUUCACCAUGAACCUGCGCUUCCUCGUCGCCGACACGCUGCAGAAGCUCGCCGUCCUCUUCCUCCUCUUCCUCGCCUCCCGACUUUCCUCUUCUCACUUCCUCGGCCUCGACUGGAGCAUCACGCUCUUCUCCCUCUCCACGCUCCCCAACACGCUCGUCAUGGGCAUCCCGCUGCUCCGCGGCAUGUACGGCGGCGGAGCCGCGUCCUCGUCCUCCGCCUCCACCGACGCCGGCACGCUCAUGGUCCAGGUCGUCGUCCUCCAGUGCAUCAUCUGGUACACGCUCAUGCUCUUCCUCUUCGAGUACCGCGCCGCGCGCGCGCUCGUGCUCGACCAGUUCCCCGACGGCGCUGCCGCCUCCAUCGUCUCCUUCCGCGUCGACUCCGACGUCGUCUCGCUCGCCAGGGGCGAGAUCGAGCUCGAGGCCGACGCCGUCCCCGUCGCCGCCGGCGCCUCCUCGCGCGGCGGCGACACCGGACGGGUGCGGGUCACCGUGCGCAAAUCCACCAGCUCACGCUCCGAGGCCGCGUGCUCGCACUCCCACUCCCACUCGCAGUCCAUGCAGCCCCGGGUCUCCAACCUCUCCGGCGUCGAGAUCUACUCGCUGCAGUCGUCGCGCAACCCCACCCCGCGCGGCUCCAGCUUCAACCACGCCGACUUCUUCAACAUCGUCGGCGCCGGUGCCAAGGGAGGAGGAGCAGCGGCGGCGGGGGACGAGGAGAAGGGCGCCGGCGGGCACUCGCCGCAGCCGCAGGCCGUGGCCGUGGCGGCCAAGAGGAAGGACCUGCACAUGCUCGUCUGGAGCUCCAGCGCCUCCCCGGUCUCCGAGCGCGCCGCCGGCGCCGCCGUGCACGUCUUCGGGGCCGGGGCCGACGACCAUGCCGACGUCCUCGCCAAAGGAACCCAGGCUUACGACGAGUACGGGCGUGACGAUUUCAGCAGGACCAAGAACGGGAACGGCGCGGACAAGGGCGGGCCGACGCUGUCCAAGCUUGGGUCCAACUCCACGGCGCAGCUCUACCCCAAGGACGAUGGCGAGGGGAGGCCGGCGGCGGCGAUGCCGCCGGCGAGCGUGAUGACGAGGCUCAUCCUCAUCAUGGUCUGGAGGAAGCUGAUCAGGAACCCCAACACCUACUCCAGCCUCAUCGGCGUCAUCUGGUCCCUGGUCUCCUACAGGUGGGGCAUUCAGAUGCCGGCGAUCAUCGCCCGGUCGAUUUCGAUCUUGUCGGAUGCAGGGCUUGGGAUGGCCAUGUUCAGUCUAGGCUUGUUCAUGGCGUUGCAGCCAAGGAUCAUCGCUUGUGGCAACAAAUUCGCUGCGAUCGCGAUGGCUGUCCGCUUCCUUGCAGGUCCGGCAGUCAUGGCUGCCGCCUCCAUUGCUAUCGGGCUGCGUGGUGUUCUUCUCCACAUUGCCAUUGUUCAGGCUGCUCUACCUCAAGGAAUCGUGCCGUUUGUGUUUGCCAAGGAGUACAAUGUUCAUCCUGACAUACUGAGCACAGCUGUGAUCUUCGGGAUGCUCAUCGCUCUGCCCAUCACCCUGGUCUACUACAUCCUGCUGGGGCUCUGA
This is a messenger RNA of Miscanthus lutarioriparius, 1755 nucleotides long. Lineage: Eukaryota; Viridiplantae; Streptophyta; Magnoliopsida; Poales; Poaceae. The record is from the annotation of a GenBank genome assembly.